AUGCAAAAUAACCUCAUCCUAACAGAGAGGAAAAUGACAGAUGAGAAAGCUUUGACUGCUGCUUGUCGCAGUAGAGGAAGCAAAGGAAGAACAGAGUCAACAAAGGAAUCUUGUGAUCAUAUUCUUUUGGAUAUUCCCAUCACUAGAGAGCAGAUGAAUCGCUAUCGAGCUGCAGCUGAAACUGCUCAAAGUGAACUUGCAGCACUUUCAGUGAAGUAUGAUUGCGCCCAGUCAGAGCUUCUUGAACUCAGGUCCACAAUGGUCUCUAAAGAAGCCUCUUUUCAAGAGCUGAAGGCUGAAGCUGAAAGCUACAAGGAAAAUAAUGCUAGACAGAUGUCUCGCCUCCAGUCUUUGCAAACCCGAAUUCAGGAGAUGGAGGAGGAGGCAUGUGUGCUCACCACUUCUAAAAACCAGGCUGAGCUGACAGCUCAGGCAGCAUUCAAGGAAAACUGGGAGCUGAAGGAGGAGCUUCAUGAGCAAAAUGACAAACUUAAUAAAUAUUUGAAUGAGUGUGAAGAAAGCAUGACUCAAGCUUCUAAAAUCAGCAGAAAGUAUGAAGACCUCCUUACACAGCUUUCUGGAUUCUUGGACACAGACAUCAGAGAAAAAGAGAAACCACAGGAACAUCUAAUGUCAAAGGUCUUUGAAAUGUGUAAAGAAAAUCUGACACUAAAAGACCAGGUUGCUGCUCUUCAAGAAGCUAUCAAUGUCCAUGAGAUAGAGUCCAAAGCUAGUAGAGAAACUAUCAUGAGGCUUGUUUCAGAAGUGACCACAGAGCAGAAAAAGGCAGCAGGAUACUGUCAAGACAUGGAAAAACUUAGUAAGGAUCUUGACAGUGCUAUAAUAUGGAGACAGAGUUUGGAGAUGGAGAUUGGAAUCCUCCAAGAUAAACUGACUGCUAACCAGAAAGCUUUGGAUGCCUCAAAGCAGGAACUGUACAAUCUGAAGAAAUCUUCCAGUGAGCUGGAUGGAAGCUUGAAGAGCAGCAGAGAAGAGGCCAGGACUGCUCAGAGCUCUUUAGUGGCUUUUAAAGAGCAAAUUGCUACCCUACUCAGCAGUGGAUCUGCAAUAGUUAAAGCUUCCCAGAAGGCCAUUUUGGAGAGGAUCAGAGAAUUAAAUUGCAAAGAAGAGAGUAAAGAAGUAAUGGUAUCUCAGCUUAAAACUCAGAUAGCUAAGUUGACCGAAGCUUUGGAAAAUCAGACCACAUUGUACCAAGAAGCUCUGGAGAGGAGCAGGAAAGCUGAAAAGUGUUCUGAGACUUUCCAGGAUCACCUGAAACACUUGGAAGAAGAAUUGCUCUCUGUAGAUCUGAUGCAAGAUGGUUUGAAGCUCGAGAAACAAAAAUAUCUGAAAUUUCUGGAGCAACUUAAUGAGAAGAUGAAGCUGGAUAGCCUAGCAGCAGAGGUUGGAUUUGAUAUGAAUGUGGAUGCGAUUCUAGCCUGGGUGGAGCAGUUAGUGAAACUGGAAGGUGAUGCAGUGAUUGAAAACAAGACUAUGGCAUAUAGCCUAAGAAGGAAGUUGAAGACUCAGAGGGAAAAACUUGAAAGCAAAGAGCUGCACAUGAACCUUCUGCGGCAGAAAAUAACCCAGCUGGAAGAAGAGAAGCAGCUAAGGACUGCCUUAGUUGUGGAAAGGGAUGAGGCCAAUCUCGCUGUCAGAAAGUUACAUAAGAUGAUAGAGAGGUUACAGAAGCAGCUUGAUCUGGCAAGGGAAACGAAUACUAAUCUCAAAGCCAAGCUGUCUGAAACCAAUGAACUUAAGAUCAAAACUUUGGAGCAGAGCAGAAUAAUAGAAGAACUCAGUAAGUCUCAAGGCAAAUUGGAAAGGAUGAAAGAAAAGGCUGAGAAACAACUUAAUUCUGUCAAAUCAGAACUUCUUUUAAAGGAUUGUAAAGCUACUGAAGACAAAGAAAAAAACAAAAAUAUGUUAGAAGCAGUUACCAGUGAGAUGAAGGUGCUUAAAACAACCCUUGCAGAAUUAGCAAAAAGAGAGAAACAGUUGGAAGAUUUCCGAGAGGUGGUCUCUCAGAUGCUGGGCCUCGACAUUGCCAGCCUCGCUCUUCCUGACUAUGAAAUCAUUACACGUCUUGAAGGGUUGAUUCACUUGCACCAGCACCACUGCUUCCCCUGUGUCUGCCUCAAAGGUGCAGCAAGAGCACCAGAGGAACACUUGUGA
This is a messenger RNA of Opisthocomus hoazin, 2175 nucleotides long. The record is from RefSeq and is a predicted model, not a curated record. NCBI's taxonomy places the organism in Eukaryota, Metazoa, Chordata, Aves, Opisthocomiformes, Opisthocomidae.